Auanema sp. JU1783 is the source of this 432-nucleotide messenger RNA. The record is from the annotation of a GenBank genome assembly. NCBI's taxonomy places the organism in Eukaryota, Metazoa, Nematoda, Chromadorea, Rhabditida, Rhabditidae.
AUGGUGAAACACAAAGCUCACUAUUUUCUUAUUGAGAUCAUACACAACGAUGAUGAUAAGAAAGAACAUAAAACUUUUGGAAUCCUGGGUGCUCUCACAAAGGCUAUACAUGAAAUACACGGAGAGGUUGGAUUAGCGGCCGUCAGAUACUCGCUCAUAGUCAAAGUAACGGAUAAUAAUGUGUUCUGUGUUAAAGUAGAGAGUUCCAAUCAACACUACCUAUCCACUGUUCUUCCUUUUGUCACCAGUAUAACCAGCACACCUCUUGUACUUCGAACCUUAUUUGUUGGCCGAAGUAUAAGGACUUGUGAAAAAUUCUUAGUUAAAUUUCGCCGAAAUGAGUUGUAUGGUCUUUACUCACAAGCAGAGUCAGGAGUUGAAAAGAAGCACAUCCUGAGUGCGUUAGCUGCCGUCACGGGUAAAAUUGAAUGA